AUGGUGAGGUGGUCAUACAGCAACAGUAAUAAGGAGCUGAAGCAGGAGAACUCAGCUUAGGCAGAGUAGCUUCCAGUUGCGCUGACCCACAAGGCAGGGAUGCAGCGUGACUUGGAGGAGCUGAAAAACAAACUGGAGAUUGCCGACCUUAUGCUUCAGCAGUUGUCUAGCUGCUGCGAAGCCCUGGAUGCUAACCAGCAGUUACAGCAGGCCAUGGAAGAGCGGGCACAGCUGGAAGCAUACCUGGGGCCCUUGAUGGAGUGGCUGCAGUAUCUACAAAUGGAGAGCCAGUGUGCUGAGUAUCUCCAUGGAGAGCAUGCCGUGUGGCAGAGGAUGCAGGAGACGUCGGAGCAGGUUUGCGCAUUGAAGGAGGAGAAGAAGUAGGACCUGCAUCAGGUACAGGAGCUGGAGACAAGCUUGGCCGAACUGAAGAACCAGAUGGGGGCUUGGAAGAUUGGCUACCAUCGGGUGCAAGGGAUCAUUAGCAGGGAGGCCAAGUUUGCAGAGCCUGAGAGGAGCUGUGCACCAAGAGGAGGGUUUUUUGAGAAUCCAGAGGCCCUUAUUGUCUGCUUCCUUUCUCAGCUGAACCCCUACACUUGGAGCCCCCAGCAGGACCCUCAGAGGUGGAGCAGCAGCUAUAAGCUGAGGUCAAGCACCUGUGAAAGGAGCUGGAGAGUCUGGCAGGACAGCUCCAAGCCCAGGUGGAAGCCAGUGAGGGCUUGA
Messenger RNA from Rhinopithecus roxellana (golden snub-nosed monkey), 723 nucleotides. Its product is annotated as golgin subfamily A member 2. Lineage: Eukaryota; Metazoa; Chordata; Mammalia; Primates; Cercopithecidae. The record is from RefSeq and is a predicted model, not a curated record. Gene Ontology annotation, biological process: Golgi organization; spindle assembly. Gene Ontology annotation, cellular component: Golgi cis cisterna; Golgi apparatus; Golgi cisterna membrane.